This is a messenger RNA of Entelurus aequoreus (snake pipefish), 557 nucleotides long. Its product is annotated as cocaine- and amphetamine-regulated transcript protein-like. The record is from RefSeq and is a predicted model, not a curated record. Gene Ontology annotation, molecular function: neuropeptide hormone activity. The coding region runs from base 13 to 345 and encodes 110 amino acids. NCBI's taxonomy places the organism in Eukaryota, Metazoa, Chordata, Actinopteri, Syngnathiformes, Syngnathidae. The transcript has 3 exons. Gene Ontology annotation, biological process: G protein-coupled receptor signaling pathway; cellular response to starvation; adult feeding behavior.
GUCAGCAGCACCAUGGUCAGCGCCAGAGCCCUCCUCCUCCUCGCCGUGGCAGUCUGCUGCUGCACCGACUUCCUGCGGCCGGCUCAGGCCGAGGAUGCCUCCACGGAGACGCGCUCCUUGGACUUCCCGCUGAAAAGACAACAGGAGAAAGACCUGAUUGAUGCUUUACAAGAAGUCCUGGAGAAGUUGAGGAACAAAGAGAUACCGUCUGAGAAGAAGCUUGGCUGGCUUCCAUCGUGCGACGCGGGGGAGCCCUGUGCCGUGCGGAAAGGCGCACGUAUUGGCACGCUGUGCAGCUGUCCCAGGGGGACUUCCUGUAACUUUUAUGUCCUCAAGUGUUUGUGAAAAAAAAAAAAAAAAAAGAGCAGUCAUGAUAAAAAAAAAAGAAAGAAAAAAAGGAAAAGACAUCAUCAGGGGGUUGGUGAGCAAACAUUUGUUAAAGCCUCUUUUUUUAAGUGAAAUGAAAAUUGUUGUGAUUUUUUGCAAAUUUUGAAUGGGGAGUGUUGGUGUUUAAUAUAAUAAAUUUGAUGUUGUUAUAAAAGCCAAAAUACCAUUGG